Messenger RNA from Mya arenaria, 4901 nucleotides. RefSeq names its product DC-STAMP domain-containing protein 2-like. The record is from RefSeq and is a predicted model, not a curated record. The transcript is spliced from 8 exons. NCBI's taxonomy places the organism in Eukaryota, Metazoa, Mollusca, Bivalvia, Myida, Myidae. The coding region runs from base 134 to 2557 and encodes 807 amino acids. Gene Ontology annotation, molecular function: protein binding. Gene Ontology annotation, cellular component: membrane.
UAGUGACUAACUGAUUGGACCAGGCUUCGAUCAGUGCGAGUAUCGGGAUAAAAACAGAUUGUGAACAUGCUUGACAAUGAUAGGUGAAGAACUUACAAUUCGAACAAACACCAUUUACUGAAACUUUAAAGCAAUGGUGUUUCGAGUCAUAACAGAAUUCGAUGGAACCGGAUCAGAUUCGUGUAUCAGUCUGGAAGUCGGAGAUGUUAUAACAAAGGUCUAUAGACUCGACAGUGAUGUUUUGAUUGGCACGAACACUAGAUCGGGAGAGAACGGGGCCUUCCCUGCCUCGUGCGUGCAGGGUGAGGGAGGGGACACCGCCCUACCUCUGCCGGGUCAUACUGCAUCUAGAGAUGCACUUCACGACAAAGUUGUCUACUCCAACGUGACGAAAUACAUCAAAGAGAAGGAACAGUUACAGUCUGAUAAGAAUGGUAAAGACCACGUGUCACCCACUCCUGAGAAGGACCGUCACGUGCGUUUUAGUGACGUCAGACUGGAGCAUUCCAUAAGCGUUCCCGAGUCGACCGCGUCAUGGCAGGAGUCUUUCGAGGAAUCUUUUCGAGAUAAACUUUCUAACUAUGACAACAUCGAGGUGAAACCCGCCGAAAGUAAGACACACAAGAGCGAUGGCACGUAUCAUCGUCUUCAAAAAUUCAACGCCCUGGUUUAUUCAAGCACAGAAAAGAUCUUUCUCAGCGGCCGGGAUGAAAAUCGGGUCUUGAAAAGAAUUUUCGGUGCUUGUAUUGGCGUUGUUGCCGGUGCACUACUGUUUGUAGUGACGUUGUUUAUGUUUGAUUACACCAAAGGCGAGGCUGGCAUCAUUACCGCGAUCUUCACUCUGGUAUUCUGCGUGUGCCUGGCAUUCUCAACACACUGUAGAUGUAUCGUCGCCUUAGUUGUACCCAGCUUCUGUACUAAUAAAGGUCGGGCUCUUCUGUUGUCCAUGCUGUUCUCGUUGAUCCUCACACAUGCUGGUGAGAACAUCGGUGAGAAUGCUAAGGUUACCGGAAGUAGUUUUGCCUGCGUUGUUGAGUUGGCGGCCAACCAGAGUCGGGAGUUGCAGAAACAGCUAGCAGCUCCGGUAAAGGAUCUUAAAGCUUACAUAGACCGUCAGCAAGAGGUUUUACGGAGCGGCGUCAAAGUUAUAACUGAUUCGUUCAAGGACGUUCGUAAUGCUUUAAAUCAAGCUGAUAAUGCAGUAGAGGACACUAAGAAAAGCAUUGAUGCUGUUAGACAGGUAUGCAGAGCAAACGUCGACAAAUUAAAAACAACAUGCGAUAAGGUGUGCACAUUCGGCAUAAUAUGUGGAUCCGGUUUUUGUGAUAAUCUGGUGGCUCUACCAUGCAAUUCUCUUCAAAUAACUGACAAUGCUUUGACAGAGGCAGCAAGAAAUGCAAGAAAACAUCUAGACGAGGCAUUGAACUAUUUUCAUGUUGACCUUAACAUCAGUAGCGAUUUUAAUGCAAGCACUAAUACUUCAGGAUCUUUUAAAGAUAUACAAAAAGAGAUAGAUGAAGAUAUAUCAAGCAAGACAAGAGGCGUGUUUUCAUUCCUGAAGGUUUUCAAGAAGGUGUUGUCUCUGUCACUUCUCUUAAUAUUUGCACAAUCAGUUUGGUACUUGCGAAACUACCUUGCCAAGGACGGAUAUGACAAUAUUUACAUCACCAGUCAAUUAAAAGAGCUUGAUGAAGGCAACAAAAAGAUUGGAAAGGACAGUAUUUUACCCCUGAAGAAGAAAGAACAUGAGAAGUACGUCGAUACCACUUCAAUUAAACUGAGCUCUUGUGAGCUGAGUUCCUGCAAACUGGGACUAAUACAAGUGUUACUGCAUUUUAUUAUUUGUCUCGUGAUUAUCGCUUUUGAUGUUGCCAUAUUUUACAUUCUCGAAAUGGUCCGGAAACAAGGUGAUGUUGAACUUGAAGUUAAAGGUCAAGGCCAUGUGACCGUUGAAGUGCAAGGCAAAGGCCCAGUUGCAGACUUUUACCGUAUUUUGAUCACAGGACUCAACGUUGACCAAAAUUAUUCUGCAAACAUCAACAUCAGCGAAUGUCUGCCAAAUGCAAUCGUGCCAGAGUUUACCAUGAUCCCGGUGUAUAUCAUAUGUUACAUCGUAACAGUUCUAAGUGUGAUCUUGCAAGGCUAUGGUCUACGCCUUCGCAGGAAGAUAUCCGCAUAUUAUUACCCGGAACAGGAGCGUGCGAGGUUGGAUUACCUUCAUAAGAAAAUAAGACACAAGAGAGUUGGCUUUUUGCGGUUUAUCAGACAACAAGUCCUAUCAACACACAAGGAAUCACAAGUCAAGGAAAAGCUGCGUCUUUCGACUUGGUUGAUGUUCAAGAUACCAUUUCUAGCGAAGAUUUUGCCACAGCGAGAGAAAUUGGAAUGCUUAAGCUGCGAGCAAACGGAGGGCAGCUUCAGCAGUGUGAAGUUGAGGAAAUGUAAGGGGGAAUCAGGAGGCAUGGACUGCGAUGCUGUAUAUUGUGAGGAAUGUUGGAAAGCUCUUGGAGACAACUGCCCGCUCUGCUGUAAAGAUGAAGUGGUUCUCCGUGAUUAAAUACAAUUAUUCAUAUAAACGAAUUGUAUAAAAUCACAAUUGCAAUGCCACUGGAACAAUUUUUAGCUCUACUGGCUAAAGGCCAGAAGAGCUUAUGCGAUGGUAAUGUGUAGUAGUAUGUGCGUCUGUGCGUCCGUGCGUAUCUCGAUGAAACUUGUACAGUAUCUAUAUAUCCAUUAGAGCUCGGUUCCUUUCGAAAACCAACCAGAUCCGCCCAUGCAUGCCUAGAGAGCCAUCCUUGAUAGUAUGAAAGAAGGUUAUUGUGUAAACACUAUGUUGUGAACACGAUACAGUCUUCAGUUUUGAUUGUAUCUCGAUGAAACUUGUACAGUAAUUUAGUUAUCCAUAAGAGCUCGUUUCCUUUUGAAAACCAGCCAGAUCCGCCCAUGCAUGCCUAGAUUAUGGACCUUGAAAGUGUAAAAAAAAUCAGUUCGUCUGUAAACAAUUCCUUGUGAACAUGAUACAGUCUUCAGUUUUGAUUGUAUCUCGAUGAAACUUGUACAGUAUUUAGAUAUCCUUUAGAACUGGGUUCCUUUUGAAAACCAGCCAGAUCUGCCCAUGCAUACAUGGAUUGUGGGUCUUAUAAGAAUAAAAAAUGCUAUUUUUAGCCAAGUCUAUUUUUAGCCAAGUCUAUUUUUAGCCAAGUCUACAGGAGUGAAGUCUAUUUUUAGCCAAGUUUACAUGUAAAGUCACAAUUGCUUGUGAAGGUUUGUUCAAAGUAUGCCCCUGGGGUCAUUACUGCCCCCCUCCCCCCACCCACGGAGAUCGUCCCGCAAAGGACCAGUGCGGCAACACAAACGACCUCGGUGACGUCGGCGGAGGCCCCGGGAAGAGUUCUCUUUUCUUUGUAAGGGAGAAUUAAAUUUGGAAAUGUUAAAAACCAUUUUGUCUGAAACCACUAUGCAAAUCCUUUCUAUUUUGAACAAGGCUUUAUUUAGUGGUCCACUGCCAUGGUUGUUCAAAUUAUGCCCCUUGGGUCAAAACUGGCACUGCCCUGGGUGUCACAAUUUUCCUAGAGACUUAUUUAAGAAAUAUUUUUAAAAUCUUCUUGUUUCAAACCACAAGGCCCAUACCUUGGAUAUUUGUUGUUGAGCAUCAUAUGAUGCAUUUGAAAACAUUUGAAAAAAUGCCCCUUGGACAAAAGCUGGCCCCACCCCUUUUGACUUACUUUUUAAUUUUUAAAGCUACAGUAAUGUAAUUUUGACCAUGUGAACAGUUUUGCAAACAAGCAUUAAUGUUGUCCUCGGAUGUCCUUGACAUUAACCUUUGACCGACCUUUUAUUUUUAAAGCUACAGAAAUGAAAUUUUGACCAUGAGUACAGUUUGGAAAACAAAUAUUUUACCCUCAAAUUACCUUUACUUGGCACAUACUAAAAUAGUGCAACUAAUCUGCUUACAACACUUCCUGUCCUCAGAUGUUGAACGUGCAGCGUUUUCAGCUAACCCAAACACAAAAAAGUGAACUAUAUAUGUGUUGCCUAUACCUCAAACGUACAUGCUCUGGAUUGAAAAUGACCACAAGAGCCAUGCAAGCAGAGCAUAGGCCUUUUGGCCCUCUUGUUAAUAUAUGCCUAUCAAUUUCCAUUUCCGUUACUGACGUUUUCCAAAUCCGUAUCUACAUAGUAGUAUGUGUUGCGUUCUACCUUUUACACAAAUGAUGUUUAGGCCACAACAAAUUAUUCAUUUGUUCGACGGAUUUUGCCCAAAAAAAGUAGGAGCGAGCGAGCGAAAUAUUUUUUUUAAAACAAAUAUCGGCUGUUUUGCGGUUACCCGGACCUGAUUUUGUCCUGACACGAGGGAAUUUUGCUCCCGAAGAAUGUAAAGCAUGGAAAUACCUUCAAAAAAAGGCAAAGUCGACGUUGCAAGUUUAAAUUCUAAGUAAAAGAAUUUCGGAAAAUACAGAAAAUUUAAAAGAAAACAAAAAUAAUAAUAUGCGCGGCUUAAUAGUAUGUGCGGGCGCAUUUUUUUUCCGUUUUUCGAAUUCUAGGUGCGGCAAAUCCGACGAACAAAUUAACAAUUUGUUGUGGCCUUAUCCAGUUUUUAUGCAUUAUAAACUUUCUGUUCAAUACAUUAUCCAUGAACGUGCAAUUGUUUCUAAAGGCAUCUUUUUGUAUGUAUUAAACUUCUGAUUUCUGUUUAUAUUUAAGAAAGUUAUAUUGUUUUACGACGUCAUUUCUAAAAAGACAGUUCGACAGAUAUGAGUUUACACACAAGAAUCGACGUUAUACAGGACGUCAGAUAAUUUUCCAAUAAUAGUAUCACCUAUAUCCUUAUAUUGCGUCACUCACUUAUGUUUAUAUGUCCUUCGAUAUUUAAUAAAACCAGUUUUAUCCUUCUCAAGAAA